GACGCUGCUCGGAUCGCUAUGAUACAAGAGAGGCGGGAAAAGGCAGAGAAACGUUUGCGGAGGCGAAGAACAAUCCUCAACAUCAAGUCUGAUGAUGACAAGAAGCAUAGAGAUGAUAGAAUUGGUCGUCAGUUUGAGGAGGUGGUCCGAGCAACUCAGAAACAGCACAAGGGCGACCUUCCGGAGAAAGACAGCGAGAUUCUCAAAAAUUCAAACAAUAAUAGUUGGUCCAGACUUAAAAACAAGAUUGAUGUUAUCAAAAACAUGAGAAAAUCUGAACCUAUUGAUACUGGCAGAAUAAUUGACGAGAAGCCGGAAGUGGUAAACGAGAAGUGCAUAUUAGAAGAAGAGGAUGAGGAAGUGAUCCCUUCCUUUGACCCAGCCAGUCUCAGUCGACCUACCACUUUCAAUAUUUCGAACAGCUCGUUUGCUAUCAAACGACAUAACUUUGCAGACUUAUCGGAUAAAGACGAUAUUAAUGUCAAAACUGUUAUCGAAACCAGACCGGUUCAGCCUGUAGCACCUGCCCCUGGUGCACCACCUCCACCUGGUGCACCACCUGCACCUGGUGCUCCUCCAGCUCCAAGACCACCUGGUGUGCCCCCAGCUCCAAGACCACCUGGAGCACCUCCUGCCCCUCCACCACCUCCCGGUGCCCCUCCUGCACCCAGACUUCCAGGCGCUCCUCCCCCUCCUCCUGCCCCACGCCCGCCGGGAGCUCCGCCUCCACCUCCUGCCCCUCGACCACCUGGUGCCCCACCAGCCCCUCGAGCUCCUGGUGCCCCACCAGCACCUCGACCACCUGGUGCCCCACCAGCCCCUCGACCUCCUGGUGCCCCUCGAGCUCCUGGCGCCCCGCCAGCCCCAGGUUCUAAAUCAGACGGUGUAUCAGCCAAGCGAAAAGUAGCAAACAAAAAAGAUUUAGUAAAAGUUUUCUGGUCUAAGGUAAAUCUAAAUAAAACGACUGGACUGCCGCCUACCAUUCCGGGUUACGCCGCCUCGAAAAUAGAGUCUAAAUCUAUAUGGAGAGAGCGCCCGGAGGUUAAGGUCGACUACGACCAACUCGCCGUUCUUUUCGCCAAAAAGAAGAUAGAAACGAGUAAGUCCCUGGACACUGAAAAAUCUACGGCGGCAAAGUUCAUCAGAGUUCUGGAAGGCAGCAGGUCCCGUACAGUAGGACUCCAGCUGCCUCAUCUGCCAGCUGCGCGCCACAUCAAACAAGCUAUCCUCAACAUGGACACUUCCCACAUCACUCGAGAGGGCAUCAGUUCGCUGGUUAAGUUGGUGCCAUCUGAAGAGGAGAAGAACCAGAUAACCGAAGCCAAGUUAGCUAAUCCCGACAUUCCGCUUGCCAAAGAAGAAGAGUUCGUGUACACACUUUCAGUAAUCCCCAAUAUCAGGAAUAGGCUGAACAUCUGGGCUUUCAUGAUCGACUUCGACGCUUUGGAAGACGAGGUAGCGGACUAUCUGAUGGAUCUGAAGGAGUGCUGCUCGGAACUGAAAUCUUGUAAAACACUGCAUCUCAUCAUUAGUUACCUUCUGGAGAUUGGCAACUUCCUCCGCCAGGAAACGAGUGACGGUUUCGAGCUGACGUUUCUGAGCAAAGUGGCGGACAUCAAGGACACAGUUAAAAAGCAAACCAUGGUACACCACGUAGCCUGCAUGAUGCACCAGAACCACCCAACUCAAGGGGACCUGCACCGGGAGAUAGGACACACACACAGAAUAUGUCGGAUCUCGUUUGACGAAGUGGGCGCCACUUUAGAGAAGAUGGAUCAACUUUGUGAUCGUAGCUGGGAAGAUCUCCGCAUCAUAAGCAAACACACGUCUUCUACAAACGAAAUUAUGCAGAAGCAGUUGACCUUUUUACGAUCGGUUGCUGAGCGGAUUAAUAUCUUGAAACUAGUGAAUAAAAGGGUUGCCAACAGAUAUUAUAAUUUACUUCUCUACUUUGGAAUAGAUCCUGUAAAAAAGUUCAUGGUACCAGAUGAGUUUUGUAGGAUUAUAAGCGAGUUUGCUCUGGAGUACCGCACAGCGAUUGAAGCGGUCGUACUGGAGCAGGCGAAGAAGAAGAAAAUGAAGGAGCGCCGUAAAACACGAGGUAUAAAGAUAACAGAUAUUAAGAACAUGGUAUCCGGGAAACACGUCGGAAGGCCUGACCGGGAACGAGCGGAAAGUGCCAAUCAGGCUAUCGAUCCAAAAACUAAGAAACUCCUUGCCAAGACUAAAUCCCCAGCACCAGCAGCAGUAGAAACACCAGACACCCCUGAAGAGGUAGCCCUGUCCCUGGAGAGUGCCCUGCAACCUGAUGGACCUAGGCGCAGAACUCGGCAGCGCCUCAAAUCUAAAAUGGCUCAAAGGAAGUCUCUCCGACGUACACUGAAGAGUGGGAUUACGGAUGAAGAGCUAGCGGCAGCGGGAAUCAAGUGAACUCAGUGUCCUGUCUUUCCGGAUAAAGAGGAGAAUUAUCAGUUGUGAAAACUCACAACUUUCCGAUUAUAUUGUGUACAGUAUUUUAUAUUGUAAAUAGAUUGACCUGAGUUCAAGAGUGUGUUCAAAUGAUGAAUCAGAAUGAGUUAACACUGCUCUACAGUCAGAGUUAACACUGCUCUACAGUCAGAGUUAACACUGCUCUACAGUCAGAGUUAUAAACACUGCUCUACAGUCAGAGUUAACACUGCUCUACAGUCAGAGUUAACACUGCUCUACAGUCAGAGUUAACACUGCUCUACAGUCAGAGUUAACACUGCUCUACAAGUAUAGUCAGGAGAUGAUUUAACAGGAAUGUGUUAUGACGACAAUAUAAUGUCAUGAUUAUGCACUUACUUUAUAGCUAUCUAAAUUAUUUUUAAAGAAUUACUAUUAUUAUGUUGACACGUGUUCGCAUUAGCUUUAUUUCAAAUUUAAAAUAUUUACUGGGUACAUAGUAGGAUCUAACUCGAUUUAAAAUUAAAUAACUUAAAUGUGUUCCAAAAUUAAUAUAUUUAAGAAGUCAGAUUACUUGUUUAUUAACAAUUUUUGUACGUUUAUUACAGUUAUUGCCAAGUUGAUUGUAUUAGCGACCUGGAAUAAUAAAUUUUGGAAAAUUAAAAAGAUGUGCACAGUUUGGUUAGUAUUAUGUUGGGUUUUGAUAGAGACCAACUUUACUAUCAAGUAUCAAGUUUUUAAUUAAUCAGUUAUUACAGGCAAUUGUUUCCCGAGAGAUAAAGAUUAAGUGUUCAUGGAAAUUACAAUUUUUUAAUAAGAAUAAUUUGUAAGAUGACAGAUUUAUUCCAAAGUUAAUAUUACACAGAAAAUUAAUCGUGUUUGAAUGAAAUAUAAGGAAAAUGUCCUGCUUUAUUAUGGGGGUUAAGGUUGUUCAUACUUUAGGUAGGCCAGUGGUAGGAUAUUUAGGCCAGUGGUAGGAUAGCGGGCCUGUAAAAAUGUUCCGGGACAUAA
Molecule: messenger RNA, 3438 nt
Organism: Bolinopsis microptera
Lineage: Eukaryota; Metazoa; Ctenophora; Tentaculata; Lobata; Bolinopsidae
Product: FH1/FH2 domain-containing protein 3-like
Exons: 12
Coding region: 19-2430 (803 amino acids)
Biological process (GO): cortical actin cytoskeleton organization
Cellular component (GO): cytoplasm; cytoskeleton
Molecular function (GO): actin filament binding
Source: RefSeq, a predicted model, not a curated record